Molecule: messenger RNA, 1632 nt
Organism: Manduca sexta (tobacco hornworm)
Lineage: Eukaryota; Metazoa; Arthropoda; Insecta; Lepidoptera; Sphingidae
Product: putative inorganic phosphate cotransporter
Exons: 10
Coding region: 114-1517 (467 amino acids)
Biological process (GO): transmembrane transport
Molecular function (GO): transmembrane transporter activity
Source: RefSeq, a predicted model, not a curated record
GCGUGGUAUAACAUGCGGCGCGGACACAAGAGCUAGUCACUCGCGCACGCGCAGCCACCCACUGUCGGCGCAGUCCAACUCACAUCAAAUUCACGUAGUAAACCAACGCACUCAUGGAGACACAAACAUUACCGGACACGCACGAGAAAAGCGGCGGCGGGCUGGGUAUGCGGCACGUGCAGGUGUUUCUGCUGUUCACCAGCAUGCUGCUGUGCUACUGCAUGCGCGUGGAUAUGAGCAUGGCCAUCGUCGCCAUAAACGACGACGCCGCUCCCAAAGAUCAAUGGUCAGUAAGCAUGCAGAGCGUGGUUCUAUCGUCCUUCUUCUGGGGAUACAUCGUGCUACAACUGCCAAGCGGCGAGUUGGCGGCGCGCUGGGGAGGUAAGCCGUUGGUCUGGGUGUCCGUGGGGGGCACCACGAUGAUGACGGCGUUAAUGCCGCUUGCGGUGCAGUUCGGCGGGUAUGGCGCCGCCAGCGCACUGCGCGCAGUACAGGGACUCGCGCAAGGCUUCCUCUUCCCCGCCAUGCACGCGCUCAUCGGCAAGUGGGUGCCACUGCACGAGAAGAGUCGGCUCGGCACAAUCAUAUACAGCGGCGCUCAGCUGGGUACGGCGCUACAGCUGAUUGUGUCAGGGUUUAUUGCGGAGGCGUGGGGCUGGCCCAUGAUCUUUUACGUUAACGCGGUGCUGGGCGCUGUCUGGUGCGCUGUCUACAUGUGGGUGGGCGCCUCCGCCCCGCAUCAGAGCAGAUACAUCUCCAAAAGUGAGCGGCACUACAUAGAGACAUCCAUCGGACAAGAUGAGGAUUACAAGAAACCGAAGACGCCAUGGAAAAUCUUGCUGACAUCACCGGCGUGUAUCGCGCUGAUGGUGGCGCACAUCGGCCAAGAUUGGGGCUUCUGGUCGGUGAUGAAGCAGAUGCCUUCGUACAUGAGCCAGGUGCUAGACGUCGACAUCACCACGAAUGGCAUGCUGUCGGCGGUGCCUUACAUCGCCAUGUACUUGCUGAGCUUCGUGUUCGGAUAUCUUUCUGACCUCACGCUCAAGAAGCAGUGGCUGAGCAUAACAGCGUGCCGGAAGCUGAGCAACUCCAUAGGCGCGUUCGGGCCGGCGUCGGCGCUGGUGGCGCUCACCUUCGCUCCGGCCGGCAACCUCGCCGUGGCCGUGCUCAUCCUAACCCUCGCCGUAGGCAUCAAUGCUGGCCACUACACGGGCUUCUUGCUAAUGCACAUCGACAUGACACCGAACUUCGCCGGCUCACUGAUGUCCAUCACCAACUUCUUGGCGAACGUGGCGUGCAUCUUCGCGCCGCUCGUGGCCGGGCUGAUCCUCACCGACGAUCCGAACGAGGGCGUGUGGCGCAUGUUCUUCUACACAACGGCAGCGGUGUACGUGGCCUGCAACGCGGUGUUCCUGGUGUUCGCAAGCAGCGAGCGGCAGCCAUGGGACGAGGCCGAGACACCCGCCAUCGGACCGGACUCUGGCGAGUCCAAGAAAACCCCGGUGGAGGUGGCGUAGUCGCGCUGCGCUCGUGGACCAACCUAACUCUCAUCUGUAUAUACUCGUAUACUAACUCAUAAUAAUAAGUGUCAACCUCUAUGUAAAUAUACCAAUAAGAUAUUAUUAAGCGCAA